AUGAUCACCACAAGAGGAUUUGCUACAGCAGCCAAACAAAACCCAAAGUCACAAUUCAAUGUAUUUGAUAGGUUUGCAAAGCUGAUCCAUCGAUCCAAAACAGCUAAACUAAACCCUGAAUUAUCUAGAAAAAAGGACUAUAUUAGAGAUGAAGUUGCAACAAAAACAAUAGAAAGAUUGGCUUUUAUAACUAGACCAUUUGACAGAAUGUUGGAUUUUGGGAGUAAUAGUGGGAAUUUUUUGAGCCAAUUAUGUACCGAAAGUCAUGUACCUGAACAAUUAAAAGCUGAUGGAGUAGAACAUAAGAUUGUGGAACAAUUAAAUAAGGACAAAGCCUUAGUACGAAGUAAAAUUAAAGAGUUAAUCAUGUUUGAUUCAUCUAGGGAAUUGUUACAUAGAGAUGAGUCGAUGAAAUUUGAUUAUAAGUUUCCUGGGAAAAUUGAAAGAAUUGUCGGUGAUGAAGAAGCAUAUAACCAUGAAUUGUUAAAAGAACCAAAUUCAUUUGAUGUUGUACUAUCAAACUUAAGUCUUCAUUGGAUUAAUGAUUUACCUCAAACUCUAUCAAACAUCAAUACAUCUUUGAAACCAGAUGGUUUAUUUAUGGGUACUUUAAUUGGUGGUGACACAUUAUACGAAUUACGAACUUCAUUACAAUUGGCUGAAUUAGAAAGAAAAGGUGGUAUGUCGCCUAGAGUCUCCCCCUUAGUACAUUUGAAUGAUGUUGGGUCUUUAUUGAACAAAGCGGGUUUUUCUAUGUUAACAAUUGAUUCAGAAGAUAUUAUAGUCGGUGGAUUUCCAAACAUUUUUGCAUUGUGUGAGGAUUUACAAAGUAUGGGUGAACAAAACGCUGUCUUAACUCGAGCCAGUAAUUUACCAAGAGAUGUCUUACUAGCAGCGAAUGAAAUAUAUAAAAGUUUACAUGGCGAAGUUCAAGAAAAUGGAGAAAUACUAUUACCAGCAACCUUUAAUGUUAUAUAUAUGAUUGGUUGGAAGAAAAGUGAUUCUCAGCCUCAACCAUUAGCUAGAGGGUCAGGCCAAGUUAACUUGAAGGAAGUUUUACAAUAA
Lodderomyces pseudojiufengensis is the source of this 1065-nucleotide messenger RNA. RefSeq lists its product as uncharacterized. Lineage: Eukaryota; Fungi; Ascomycota; Pichiomycetes; Serinales; Debaryomycetaceae. Bases 1 to 1065 code for a protein of 354 amino acids. Gene Ontology annotation, cellular component: mitochondrion. The transcript has a single exon. Gene Ontology annotation, biological process: mitochondrial respiratory chain complex I assembly. The record is from RefSeq and is a predicted model, not a curated record.